UUAUCGCCGCGCGCCGAGGCCAGGGUGUGAUGUUGGUAUAAGAGCAACGCCGCGGCACUGCCGCAGAGCCCGGCGCUGCUGCCACCCCGCUGCCAUGAGGCACCUCCUCCUGCUCGCCCUGCUCUGCCUCUCCAUGGCCACCAGCCUCAAAAGGGUGACGCUGAGGCGGCACCGCUCCCUGCGGAAGCAGCUGCGGGACCGUGGGCAGCUCUCGCACUUCUGGAAGGCGCACAGGCUGGACAUGGUGCAGUACAGCGAGGACUGCGCUGCCUUCAUGGACACCAACGAGCCCCUCAUCAACUACCUGGAUAUGGAGUACUUUGGGCAGAUCUCCAUCGGGACCCCCCCCCAGAACUUCACUGUGGUCUUUGACACCGGCUCCUCCAACCUCUGGGUGCCUUCUGUCUACUGCGUCAGCAAAGCCUGUGCCAAGCACGCCAAGUUCCAGCCAUCGCAAUCCAGCACGUACCAGCUGGUGGGGACGCCCUUCUCCAUCCAGUACGGCACCGGCAGCUUGACGGGGGUCAUCGGAUCCGACCAAGUGGUCGUCGAGGGCCUCACCGUGAGCAACCAGCAGUUCGCAGAGAGCGUCAGCGAGCCGGGGAAAGCCUUUGUGGAUGCUGCGUUCGACGGCAUCCUGGGGCUGGCAUACCCCUCGCUGGCCGUGGGCGGCGUCACCCCCGUCUUCGACAACAUGAUGGCUCAGGACCUGCUGGAGCUGCCCAUGUUCUCCGUGUACCUGAGCACGAACCCGGAGUCAUCCCUGGGAGGGGAACUGCUCUUUGGUGGCUUCAACCCUUCCCGCUUCACAGGGACCCUCAACUGGGUGCCGGUCACCCAGCAAGGGUACUGGCAGAUCCAGCUGGACAACGUCCAGCUCGGGGGGGCAGUGGCUUUCUGCACCAACGGGUGCCAGGCCAUCGUGGACACGGGCACGUCGCUCAUCACGGGUCCCACCAAGGAUAUAAAGGAACUGCAAAGCUCCAUUGGUGCCACUCCUGUGGAUGGGGAGUACGCUGUGGAGUGCAGCAGCCUCAGCGUGAUGCCGGAUGUGACCUUCACCAUCAACGGGCUGCCCUACACGCUCAGCGCCCAGGCCUACACCCUCAUGGAAUACAGCGAUGGAAUGGCCUUCUGCACCAGCGGCUUCCAGGGCAUGGACAUCCCCCCUCCCGCCGGGCCCCUCUGGAUUUUGGGUGAUGUCUUCAUCCGCCAGUUUUACUCCGUCUUCGACCGUGGAAACAACCGAGUGGGGCUGGCGCCCGCUGUCCCCUAAAGCUGAGCACCCCUGGGCAGGAUGGGAGCGGAGCCUCAGCAGGGCUGGGGCUAUCAGUGAGCCUGGAGGUGAUGAAGGCACCAGGGGCUGCAGCUGGAGAGCGCAGCAGAGG
Molecule: messenger RNA, 1388 nt
Organism: Neopsephotus bourkii (Bourke's parrot)
Lineage: Eukaryota; Metazoa; Chordata; Aves; Psittaciformes; Psittacidae
Gene: CTSE
Product: cathepsin E
Exons: 9
Coding region: 95-1276 (393 amino acids)
Biological process (GO): proteolysis
Cellular component (GO): endosome
Molecular function (GO): aspartic-type endopeptidase activity
Source: RefSeq, a predicted model, not a curated record